Messenger RNA from Bacidia gigantensis, 465 nucleotides. RefSeq lists its product as uncharacterized. Bases 1 to 465 code for a protein of 154 amino acids. NCBI's taxonomy places the organism in Eukaryota, Fungi, Ascomycota, Lecanoromycetes, Lecanorales, Ramalinaceae. The record is from RefSeq and is a predicted model, not a curated record. The transcript is spliced from 2 exons.
AUGGAACACCGCUUUCAAGCGAUAGUAUAUCUCAGCAAAACAGCAGCACGCGAAUACUACGCCAUCGAACGCACACCUUCAUACGUAACCAUCGGCCUCUCCAUCAAUGUAGACCCCGCUUCCCCUCCCCUCACUAUCAUGAAUACCCCCGGCGCCGUCAUGAUAACCAUGAACUACGCGUAUAACCACCGUCGUCUCCAGAAGGUCAACUCGCCCCGGCAAGCCUUCGAUUUCGGCAACGUUAAUGUCAACAUCUUACCAAGUCCGUUUACGAGCGAUAGUAUGACGUAUGAAGAGGCAUUUCAUGCUGUGAGGGGAGCGUGGGAGUGGACGGCAGAUCGGAGAUGGGGGAGAGGGUUCAAGGCCAGUGUUGUUCGUGGGAGGACGCCAGAGAGGCAGGGAGUAUCUGUUGGAGGCGUGGUAUUUGUGCCUGUUGCUGGUGAGGAAGGGGUGGAGGCUCUGUAG